AUGAAUUGGUUCAAACAGCAGUUGGCGAAUGUUGUCGGCACCGAGGAACCCGAAUAUGGCCCCGACGCCAUCCAGCCUGUGACCAAACAGAUGGAGACAAAGCCGUACUCCAUCCUCAACAAGAACGACCUCAAAUGGAAGGCCAUGGACAGCACCAAUGUCGAGACCGAGACGUUCUAUCUCAUGUUGCCCGAUGGAACUACUCUCAUGCUGCAGGUUAUCUACAGCAACGUCGGUGGAAUCCAUACAACUGCGCAAUUCAACAGCAAGAUCUUUGAUCACGACGGCCCCGGGAAACAUCUUUGGUGCUCAGAUCCAUUGAGGGAUUAUGGGUUCGACGAGCCACAAACCUCAUUCUAUGCGGAGAAUCUGGCGUUGGAAUUGAACGAGGCGGGUGACACUUACACAAUCAAGUCGGCCGUGAACGACAACUGCAUUGUCAACGUGACGCUCACAAGAACAGCCCCGGGAUUCCAAUUGGGGAACGAUGGCACAAGCUAUUUCGGCACCGAUCCCGCAAACCCGUGGGGUUCUCUGCGACAUGCAUUCUGGCCGAGAUGUACGGUCAGCGGAACCGUAAAGACUCCGUCCAAGGAGUACGACAUGACUGGCAGAGGAUUGUAUGUGUACGCGCUUCAGGGUAUGAAGCCGCAUCACUUGGCUGUUAGAUGGAAUUUUGUCAACUUCCAAACACCCACCUACUCUGCCGUGCUCAUGGAAUACACGACACCCGCCUCAUAUGGAAAGACUGUCGUUUCUGUCGGCGGCAUUGCAAAGGACAAUGAGUUGGUGUGCGUUGGCCCAUGUACGGCCAAACAUGUCACCGCAGAACCAGAGACCGAAGCCGACUGGCCAGAACCAAAAAGUGUUGCCUUUGAAUGGAGAGGCGAGCACGAUGGAAAGCCCGUCAAAGGCGAGAUCACAGGUGAUCUACCAGUUCGGUCUGAUCGGGUUGAUGUGCUGGCCCAUCUGCCUGGCUUCGUCAAAUCCUUUAUCAGUGGCGCAACUGGAUUGAGGCCACAUAUCUUUCAGUAUUGCUCGAAAGACCAGCUCACCCUCAAGCUCAAGAUCGGUGACGAGGAGAUUUCGGAGCCUGGUCAAAUCUUCACCGAGGCGACCUUCAUAGCCUGA
Messenger RNA from Capronia coronata CBS 617.96, 1131 nucleotides. RefSeq names its product survival factor 1. The transcript has 3 exons. Gene Ontology annotation, cellular component: cytoplasm. The coding region runs from base 1 to 1131 and encodes 376 amino acids. Gene Ontology annotation, biological process: response to oxidative stress. Lineage: Eukaryota; Fungi; Ascomycota; Eurotiomycetes; Chaetothyriales; Herpotrichiellaceae. The record is from RefSeq and is a predicted model, not a curated record.